Aspergillus terreus NIH2624 is the source of this 1356-nucleotide messenger RNA. RefSeq lists its product as uncharacterized. The transcript has 2 exons. NCBI's taxonomy places the organism in Eukaryota, Fungi, Ascomycota, Eurotiomycetes, Eurotiales, Aspergillaceae. Gene Ontology annotation, molecular function: zinc ion binding; transmembrane transporter activity; glutaminyl-peptide cyclotransferase activity. Gene Ontology annotation, biological process: transmembrane transport. The record is from RefSeq and is a predicted model, not a curated record. Gene Ontology annotation, cellular component: membrane. The coding region runs from base 1 to 1356 and encodes 451 amino acids.
AUGAGCAAGGUGAUUAUCCUUUUCGGUCUAUGGCUACAUCUCGUGACUUCAUACAAAACACUCUCCGACGAAACAUUACUGCGUCUGCCACGCCCAGGCCCCGACUUUAACAUACAUGACGGACGCAUUCUGGCACCAAUCCUUAGAACAAGAGUACCAGACACACCAGGCUCGACCGCUGUCAGGAACCAUUUUAUCGACUUCUUCCAUUCCUCGCUGCCAGAGUGGACAAUCGAACCACACAGCUUCACGGCCAUAACGCCAGUGUCAGGUGGCAGGAAUGUGCGCUUCACAAACUUCAUCGCCUUUCGCGACCAUCCUGGCGCAGAAGAAGGGAAUACAACUAGGCUCACAAUGGUGGCUCACGCAGAUAGCAAACUUCGACCGACAGGAUUUAUCGGUGCCAUAGACAGCGCUGCUCCAUGUGCAAUGAUCAUGCACGCGGCUCGCAGCAUUGACAAAGCACUUACACGGAAAUGGAGUUGCGGGGAUAACUCACCAGCGGCGGCUCAAGGCGUCCAGAUUAUCUUCACUGAUGGAGAGGAAAGAUUCUCUGAUCCCCCUGUGGACAUCAUGGAUCAACUGUACGGCUCUAGAGCGCUGGCUACGGAUUGGGGAAUGCAGAAGUACCCAUCUACCGCCAGAUACGCGAACCGACUCGCAUCUAUUUCUCUAUUUGUUCUCCUGGACCUCUUGGGUGCAUCAAAUCCAGCCAUUUCUUCCCGCUCCAACGUGACAAAUUGGGCAUAUAAGAAUCUCGUUCGCCUAGAAGGUCGGUUCCGGGACUUGGGUGGCUUCCAAUCCACCCAGAACAAGACAGAUAUAUCCGCUUCUCGUUCAUGGUUCAUAGAUACGGGCAAAGGCGCUGAUGAACUUGAGCCUGACCACAUAUUAGAUGACCAUGUGCCAUUCGCUGACCGAGGUGUCGAUGUUUUACCUAUCAUCGAUCACCACCCUGUCCGGGGAUUCCCAAGAGUAUGGCAUACGCUAGAUGAUGACGGUGAACACCUGGACAUGGCCGUUGUGGGGGACUGGAGCUUGUUAGUGUCGGCUUUCAUGGCGGAGUGGCUAGAACUAGAAGGGAUCCGUCCCCAGGGAGCAGGAUUCGCCAUCUGGAAUCAACAAGCGGCAGCCAUCGUCGUCUUAGUCGCCGGGCCCGAUGCCCUGGAGAGGAUUGCGUGGAAGUUCUUCCUGGUGUUGAUCAUUCCGACGGCACUGUAUAUCCCCGUCAUAUACUUCUGCUUCCCGGAGACGAAGAAGCUUUCGCUCGAAGAUAUCAAUGCACAGUUUGGGGAGGUGGUUGCGGUUGAGUUUAGUGAGACCCAAGCAGCUGUUCAGUAUCGGGAAAAGGCAUGA